Molecule: messenger RNA, 921 nt
Organism: Didymodactylos carnosus
Lineage: Eukaryota; Metazoa; Rotifera; Eurotatoria; Philodinida; Philodinidae
Source: the annotation of a GenBank genome assembly
AUGUGUGAAGAGUUCAAUGGAAAAUUCUAUCCCGAUAAUCGUACAACAGUCUAUUCAAACAUCAUGAUUGCAAGAGGAUCGGAGAAAACAACAGAAUCGCCUCCGGACAUCAAAGAAUAUUUGGUGGAUUCAUAUUUUCCAACGUCGGGUACUUGUGCAGGAGGCCAGGAUAUUAUGAUCUAUUUGGGAUCACCAAUCGUUGAUGAAAACAAUUUUGUGCUUUAUUUUCUAACUCCGGAUGGUUUUUGGAUGCCGAUACAAACUAAUAUCAAAGAUAAAAAACUUAUCAUAUUCAAAUCACCGCAGUAUGCAUCUAUCUCCUCUCCAAAAUCAGUUGACAUUCUGUUAACAGAAAAUGGAAAUGUUGUCAAAACAUUAACAUACACCUUUAAUCCCCUAUGUUACGUAUGUCAAAGUUUCUAUGCUGAACCAUCAGUGCUCCCAAACUUCGAUCACAUAGACGGUGUCGGUGAACGAAAGGUACCAGAACAUGCUCAAGUAUGUGUAAAGUAUAGUUUAUGGAAGAUUUUUAGUUGACGUUUCCUAUUUCCUACAGGAGAAGUUUUUUCUAGUCCAACAUUGAAUCCCUAGAGAUCAAAUCUUAUAUAGGAUAUAGGAUAUUUUGUAAGUCAACUGCUUUGAAUGUAUAUAAGGUUCUGAUUCUUAUAAGCAAUGCAAGGUGAAGAUUUCAGUCAGUUAUAACCAAUUCGAAGUUUGACACUAAAGGAUAUAAUACAAUUUCAUCACAUUUUUUAGUAAUCAAUCACUACCCUAUAUUCUACUUUCUUUUUCAUACUGAAUAAAAUAAUUUUCUUCCUAUUUUUUUUUCUAUAAUAAGAUCUUACCCUAAAAAAAAAAUUCCUGUGCGGCACUGGUAAAAAUCAGUGCGCACCGGUGCGCAUGGCAUGCCAUCGGUCACUG